Molecule: messenger RNA, 1272 nt
Organism: Xiphophorus hellerii (green swordtail)
Lineage: Eukaryota; Metazoa; Chordata; Actinopteri; Cyprinodontiformes; Poeciliidae
Product: NLR family CARD domain-containing protein 3-like
Exons: 1
Source: RefSeq, a predicted model, not a curated record
CUGUUCAUCUUUGAUGGUCUGGAUGAAAGUCGAUUUACUCUGGAUUUCAAGAACAAUCCGAUCCUGACUGAUGUUACAGAGUCCAGCUCAGUGGAUGUUCUGGUGACAAACCUCAUCAGGAGGAAACUGCUUCCCUCUGCUCUCCUCUGGAUAACCACACGACCUGCAGCAGCCAAUCAGAUCCCUGCUGAGUGUGUCGGCAUGGCAACAGAGGUCAGAGGGUUCACUGACCCCCAGAAGGAGGAGUACUUCAGGAAGAGAUUCAGAGAUGAUGAAGAGAAGGCCAGCAGGAUCAUCUCCCACAUCCAGAAAUCAAAAAGUCUCCACAUCAUGUGUCACAUCCCAGUUUUCUGCUGGAUCACUGCUAAAGUUCUGGAGGAUGUGAUGAAGACCAGAGAGGGAGGAAAACUGCCAAAGACUCUGACUGAGAUGUACAUAGCAUUCCUGGAGGUUAACUUCGCAAUCAAGAAGGAAAAGUAUGAUGGAAGAAAAAAGACAAGAUCAAUCUGGAGUCCAGAGAACAAGAAGCUGAUUGAGUCUCUAGGAAAACUGGCUUUUGAGCAGCUGCUGGAGGGAAACCUGAUCUUCUAUGACAAAGAGCUCAAAAAGUGCGGCAUCAACAUCAAAGAUGCUGCGUUGUUCUCAGGAGUGUUCACUGAAAUGUUUAAAAGAGAGAGAGGGACGUGCGACAUCUCCGUCUACUCCUUUGUUCAUCUGAGCAUCCAGGAGUUUCUGGCUGCAGUCUACAUGCUCCACUGUUUCACCAGCAGGAAGUCAGAGGUGAUCAAGACGUUUCUAGGAGAAAAAUACAGAGAAACAUCUCUAGAUGAGUUCAUGAAGAAAGUCAUGGAGAAAUCUCUCAGCAGUGAAAAUGGCCACCUGGACCUGUUUGUCCGCUUCCUUCAUGGUCUCACUGUGGAGUCCAACCAGAGACUCUUAGAAGAUCUGCUGGGUCAGACAGAGAACAGUCCAGAAACCAUCCAGAGAAUCAUCACCAACCUGAAGGAGAUGAACACUAAUAGAAUCUCUCCUGACAGAAGCAUCAACAUCUUCUACUGUCUGGUGGAGAUGAACGACGUCUCAUUUUAUCAGGAGAUCCAACGGCUGCUGGAUUCAGGGAAGAAGCUCUCAGAGACUCACUGUUCAGCUCUGGCCUUCAUGCUGCAGAUGUCAGAGGUUCUGGAUGAGUUGGACCUGGAGAAGUACAACACAUCAGCAUCAGGACGACUGAGACUGGUUCCAGCUGUGAGGAACUGCAGAAAGGCUCGGUGA